CUAUUGCCCAUCGUUCGGACAGUCUCAAUUCCCCCGUUGUAUCCUCGGCAUGAAAUCGAUAUAACACUGUCCCUGUUCUGCGACAAUGUAACCGUAAUGCAAGUUCGUUGUGUUCGAACUGCAUGACACGCUGUCACCAAUACCGCUUCACACCAGGGAGGUUCUUCUGCAUGGGUUUAUUCCUAACACGAUGACAUCUUGUACCAUAACUUACAUGUCAUAGCGUCCCCCUCCCCUCGUGUACUAUACUUAAUUUCGUUGUACAUAACUUCCGAUGCUGAUUCCUCUGAUGUACCAUAUCUUCACUGUACAUAUCAUUCAAUGCACUUUCCGCGUUAUCCUUCAUUCUUCCGUGAAUGCUGUGCAGGUCGUUGCGAUGCGAAGCACGCCCUCUAGUUCGGAGAGCGCGCGGUCAAUUGAGAAUCAUCUCAGUCCCGCUGUCUCUAGUUCUCGGGCACAACCCAACUCCGACGCAGGCACCCAGAGAACUUACAAGCUCGCCACAGAUUCCGCCAGGCACAGCAAAUGCCCACCGUCGUUCCUGGGUUCCCACGUGUACACCCAAUUUGCAUUUCCCCAAUCGCCACAGCUUAGCUGUGCCGCAGCUAUAAAUACUGCCACUGCGAGUCAUCUACUGUUCAUCUCGCAUCCGGAUUUAUUGGAAGCAUGGGAUCUCGCAAUGUCGCUGAAAUCAACGCCACCGAGUUCGACAUUGAGAACGUGACUGUUUACAAGGACAGAGCGGCGGUCAGAAGACGUUUUCCCGUUGACUUUGAGGCAGGUCAGAAUGAAAUCGUGAUCAGCCCCUUGUCCUCUUUCCUUGAGCAAGAUUCCCUUCGAGUCGAGACUGAAACUC
Cantharellus anzutake is the source of this 856-nucleotide messenger RNA. RefSeq lists its product as uncharacterized. Lineage: Eukaryota; Fungi; Basidiomycota; Agaricomycetes; Cantharellales; Hydnaceae. The record is from RefSeq and is a predicted model, not a curated record. The coding region runs from base 275 to 724 and encodes 149 amino acids. The transcript has 3 exons.